UUUGCACGAUGUAUUCCAUAAGUUUAUUGAAUGCAGUUUUAGCAAUCGUUUGUUUGUCAGUGUCAACUUUUGUUGUAAUUGGUGUGACUGAUUCGGAAGAUGACAAUCAUCGCGUUAUUAUCGGAUAUAAUAGGAUAAUGAUGUCAGAACCCCAAAAUGAAACUUAUAUCGAAAGAAUACGUAAAAAUUGUGGCGCUAGAAUGUGUUUAGAAAUUGUAAAUAGAACGCGUACCGUGUGGAAGAAUGGAACGAAGAUUGUACCAAUUUACAAGUGCCGUGAUGGUUAUAAAGAGCUGAAUGGCGUAUGCACGCCAAUUUGUACGAAUGACUGUGAGUAUGGUACCUGUGUGGCACCCGAACAUUGCGAAUGUUUCGUAGGAUACGCUAGUGAUGAAAAUGAUUUACGUAACUGCAAUCCUGUGUGUGAUGGGUGUGAGCACGGUAAAUGCAUUUCGCCAAAUAUUUGUACAUGCAAUGAUGAUUAUCAGUGGGAUGCCGAUCAAAAUAAAUGCGAUCCAAUUUGUGAAUCAAAUUGCCCGAAUGGAAAAUGUAUUGCCCCAAAUAAAUGCGCCUGUAAUGAAAAUUACCAUUUGGAUGAAACGUUGAAUUCGUGCAUGCCAGAAUGCAAACCGGAUCGCAUUAAUGGCCAAUGCAUUUCCCCGAAUCGAUGCCAAUCAACAUCGCCUUAA
Molecule: messenger RNA, 689 nt
Organism: Sitodiplosis mosellana (orange wheat blossom midge)
Lineage: Eukaryota; Metazoa; Arthropoda; Insecta; Diptera; Cecidomyiidae
Product: epidermal growth factor-like protein
Exons: 3
Coding region: 9-689 (226 amino acids)
Source: RefSeq, a predicted model, not a curated record